AUGAAGGAGAUGUCGCGCUACCUGUGGCCGAAGGAUAGCUGGAGGGACAAGAUGCGUGUGCUGUUGGCCGUGGGCCUGCUGGUCGGCGGCAAGGUGCUCAACGUGCAGGUGCCCUUCUACUUCCGCGAGAUUGUGGACUCGCUGAACGUUGACUUCGCCGCCACGGGCGGCACCGUGGCCACGGUUGCCGGCGCCAUGAUCUUUGCGUACGGCGCCGCCAGGAUAGGCGCCGUCGUGUCCCAGGAGUUGCGCAACGCCGUGUUCUCGUCCGUGGCGCAGAAGGCCAUCCGCCGCGUGGCCACCAGGACCUUUGGCCACCUCCUGAACCUGGAUCUCAGCUUCCACCUGUCCAAGCAGACGGGCGGCCUGACCCGCGCCAUCGACCGCGGCACCAAGGGCAUCAGCUUCCUGCUGACGAGCAUGGUGUUCCAUAUCGUGCCGACCGCAUUGGAGAUCAGCAUGGUGUGCGGCAUCUUGACCUACCAGUUCGGGUGGGAGUUUGCCGCCAUCACGGCGCUCACCAUGACCGCCUACACGGCCUUCACCAUCUGGACCACCGCCUGGCGGACAAAGUUCCGCCGGCAGGCCAACGCGGCCGACAACAAGGCGUCCACCGUCGCUGUCGACUCGCUGAUCAACUACGAGGCGGUCAAGUACUUCAACAACGAGACAUACGAGAUCGGCCGCUACGACAAGGCGCUGCAGCAGUACGAGAAGAGCUCCAUCAAGGUGGCCACCUCGCUGGCCUUCCUCAACAGCGGCCAGAACAUCAUCUUCUCGUCCGCGCUCACCCUCAUGAUGUGGCUCGGCGCCAAGGGCAUCGUGGCCGGCUCCCUCUCGGUCGGCGACCUGGUCCUGAUCAAUCAGCUCGUCUUCCAGCUGUCAGUCCCGCUCAACUUCCUCGGCUCCGUCUACCGCGAGCUGCGCCAGUCGCUCCUCGACAUGGAGACGCUCUUCAACCUGCAAAAGGUCAAUGUCUCCAUCCGGGAGAAGCCCGGUGCGGCCCCGCUCGUGCUGCCCAAGGGCGGCGAGAUCCGCUUCGAGAACGUCACGUUCGGCUACUACCCCGACCGCCCCAUCCUCAACGACCUCACCGUCACCAUCCCCGCCGGCAAGAAGGUGGCCGUGGUCGGGCCCUCCGGGUGCGGCAAGUCGACGCUGCUCCGGCUGCUCUUCCGCUCGUACGAGCCGCAGGCCGGGCGCAUCCUGAUCGACGACCAGGACAUCCGCGACGUGACGCUCGACUCGCUGCGGCGGUCCAUCGGCGUGGUGCCGCAGGACACGCCGCUCUUCAACGACACGGUCGAGCUCAACAUCCGGUACGGCAACCUGGACGCGAGCCCGGAGCGCGUGCGCGCGGCCGCCCGCCGCGCCCACAUCCACGACCGCAUCGAGUCGUGGCCGCACGGCUACCAGACCAUGGUCGGCGAGCGCGGCCUGAUGAUCUCGGGCGGCGAGAAGCAGCGCCUGGCCGUCUCGCGCCUCGUCCUCAAGGACCCGCCCCUGCUCUUCUUCGACGAGGCCACCAGCGCGCUCGACACCCACACCGAGCAGGCCCUCAUGGCCAACAUCAACGAGGUGCUGCGCGAGAAGCGCCGCACCAGCGUCUUCGUCGCCCACCGCCUGCGCACCAUCUACGACGCCGACCUGAUCAUCGUGCUCAAGGAGGGCAGGGUCGUCGAGAUGGGCAGCCAUCGCGAGCUGAUGGAGCGGAACGGCCUGUAUGCGGAGCUGUGGAUGGCGCAGGAGAUGCUGAUGCAGGGGAACGAGAAGGGGGAGUAGCCGAGUAACUUAAAGGGGUUUCAGCUGUAAGAGAGCCGUUUCUGGGCAGGAUGAAGGAAUAGACACACGGGAGGUGUUCGUGUGCGUGCCUUGCUACGGCUGGUUUCCGGACUUUUGGAUUCGAGAUUAAUCUCCACCGGAUCUUGACGCCCCUGGCGUUCUACAGUCUGAGUGAGUGCGGAGACACUUCGGCGUCGGGUUCCACACGUACUCCCUGCAACCCAGAAUAUCUAUUGCAUCGAGAUCCGCUCAAAUAGAUUGCAGAGAGCCUAG
Messenger RNA from Thermothielavioides terrestris NRRL 8126, 2055 nucleotides. RefSeq lists its product as uncharacterized. NCBI's taxonomy places the organism in Eukaryota, Fungi, Ascomycota, Sordariomycetes, Sordariales, Chaetomiaceae. Gene Ontology annotation, cellular component: mitochondrial inner membrane. Gene Ontology annotation, biological process: transmembrane transport; intracellular iron ion homeostasis. The record is from RefSeq and is a predicted model, not a curated record. The coding region runs from base 1 to 1782 and encodes 593 amino acids. The transcript has a single exon. Gene Ontology annotation, molecular function: ATP binding; ABC-type transporter activity; ATP hydrolysis activity.